AAUGACAUCUGGAGACAUUUAGCAACAUCUGGAAACAUUUAACGACAUCUGGAAACAUUUAACGUCAUCUGGAAACAUUUAAUGACAUCUGAAGACAUUUAGCAACAUCUGGAAACAUUUAACGUGAUCUGGAAACAUUUAACGUCAUCUGGAGACGUUUAACGACAUCUGGAGACAUUUAGCAACAUCUGGAAACAUUUAAUGACAUCUGGAGACAUUUAGCAACAUCUGGAAACAUUUAACGACAUCUGGAAACAUUUAACAACAUCUGGAGACGUUUAACGACAUCUGGAGACGUUUAACGACAUCUGGAGACGUUUAACGUUUCACCACCAGAUCCAGUCGUCUCCAUGACCAGAACAGGUGUGUUAAUCCAGAUCCAGUCCAAACCUGCAGCAUGAGGAAACAUUAUCCUGGUGAUUAGAUCUGAGUGGUUGUGUUAACGUCUGCGGUGUUUGUCUUCUUAUCUGUGUGUUUCUCUCUCUAUCUUUAUUAGCUCGUAUCUUGUCAUCACUCUCUCAUCUCAUCUGGUUCUGUUUGAUUUGGUUGUAACGAGUUUCCUGGUUCACUGACGGUCGACAGCUUUGAGGAAACUCGAUGUUUAGAAAAUGUGUGUGACAGUUUUUUUCCCUGCUUUCAUCAAUGUUGGAGUGCGUAGAGUAAAGAAACUUGAGUGUGUUUUGGCUUUCUGCCUGUGUGUGUGUGUGUGUGUGUUUCCAAGGAAGUCCAGCCAACACACCCACAAACAGGAUUUGAAUACCGAGCCACAGCCCUGCAGAGACACUGGAGCAGAGCGCUGGAGGUGGACGGACGGACGGAGGACGAGCUGCAGAGAUGAAGCUGUGACAGGAUGAGCGUAGGACCUCUGCUCACGACCCCCAUCGUCGCCUGCAACAACUCCUCGGCUGGGGAGUUGUCGCAGUGUUUCCAUGACGACGAUGCCUUCAAGUACCGGGCCUACACCUUCACCUACCUGCUGCUGUUCCCGGUGGCGUUCCUGUGCAACAUCGGAGCCCUGGGGGUGUUUCUGCUGCAGAGCAGCCGCAGAAACUCCGCCUCCUGCGUUGUCAUGAUGAACCUCGCCCUAUCAGAUGGCAGCUUCUCUCUCACCCUCCCGCUACGAUUGGCUUACUAUUUCAAGGAAGGCGUGUGGGUCUUCCCUGAUUGGCUGUGCCGAAUCUGCGUCUACGGCUUCUAUGUCAACCUGUACACCAGCAUCCUCUUCCUCACUCUACUGAGCGUGCUCCGUUGGCUCGCUGUGGCCAAGCCCCUUCGCCACCGAACUCUGGCCACGCCCACUCGCUCCUUAUUGGUCUGUCUGGGAGUCUGGCUGUUUGUGGGCGUGUUGUCAGGCCCCUUCCUGACCAAUGGGGUGACGAUGAGGGCGGGGCUUCCUCGCUGCUUCGAGCCGGCGAACCCCUCCUCAUGGGGGCGUGUCCUGAUCUUGAACUACGUGGCGGUGGCGCUCGGCUUCCUCCUCCCGUUCCUCACCAUCAUCGUCUGCUACGGCCAACUCGUCCACCGCCUGAUGGCUCGCUCUAGCGUCCGCAGCAGCAGCACGCGUAAUCGCAACCGGCGCCGCUCCGUGCACCUGGUCACCAUGGUGACGGCGACCUUCCUGCUCUGCUUCCUGCCCUACCACCUGAUCCGGUCUCUGCACCUGCACGCCGUGUGUGGCGGAUGGAACUGUGAGGUCACGGUGGCGCUGCAGAGGGCGGUGGUGGUGACUCUGUGUCUGGCGGCGUCCAACAGCGUGGUCAACCCACUGCUGUACUACUACUCCACCAGGACGUUCAGGAACAACAUGAGGGACGCUCAGUCCUCUCUGCUGUCCAGCCGGGCUGGGUCCCUCAGGUCCGGAAUGACCAUGAUGAGGAGACGGAACACCACCUGACGCACCUGGAGGGCCUCACGGUCAGCACUGCUGCUGACCAAACAAAAGCUACCAGGUGUCCAGGAGUCCGUAGGAGGGUCCAGGAGUCAGUAGGAGGGUUCAGGUGUCAGCAGGAGGGUCCAGGAGUCAGUAGGAGGGUCCAGGUGUCAGCAGGAGGGUCCAGGUGUCAGCAGGAGGGUUCAGGUGUCAGUAGGAGGGUCCAGGAGUCAGUAGGAGGGUUCAGGUGUCAGCAGGAGGGUCCAGGAGUCAGUAGGAGGGUCCAGGUGUCAGCAGGAGGGUUCAGGUGUCAGUAGGAGGGUUCAGGUGUCAGUAGGAGGGUCCAGGAGUCAGUAGGAGGGUCCAGGUGUCAGCAGGAGGGUUCAGGUGUCAGUAGGAGGGUCCAGGAGUCAGUAGGAGGGUCCAGGAGUCAGUAGGAGGGUUCAGGUGUCAGCAGGAGGGUUCAGGUGUCAGUAGGAGGGUCCAGGAGUCAGUAGGAGGGUCCAGGAGUCAGUAGGAGGGUUCAGGUGUCAGCAGGAGGGUCCAGGAGUCAGUAGGAGGGUCCAGGUGUAGUUGAGGGGGGCCCAGGGGGUUCAGGAGGGUACCUACUGGAUCUACUGAAACGAUUUCACAACCUUUGAAUUGGUUUCACACCAAAACAUGUAGAUGAAGUUUAAAGUUUAGGUUUACAGAGACGAGAGUCCAGAAACAGAAGUCUUAGUUUAUAUAAAGAGACGGCAGAGUCAGUCUCUGGAGCGAUGUCACCCUCUGCUGGUUCAACACUGAAACCACCUGUCAGGUAAAAUCACCAGUCAGAACCAGACCAGCUGGGAGUGAAGCUCCUGUCAACUGCCAACCCGAUGUGUUAGUGAGCAGCUGGUUCUGGAAACAACAGAACCUGGUGCUGCUUUUACAGACUGAUGUGUGUGAAUAAUUCUAAACAUGCGAUGAAGUUUCCAGUGAAGACGCGUGUUUGUUUAUUAGACCAUAAAUAUCCCGAUGACGGAAACACGUGGGAGGAAACAUCGUCCUCGUGUACGAAAUGUUCAGACUGUUUCUGCAGAAUCUGUGUGAUGUUGUUUCGUCCCCGGAGGAUUAACGAUGAUGAGCUACUAUAUGAAGUUAACAAGCUGUGACACACAUAAAGAACAUCAGAGAAGGAAAUGAACCACUUUAUUUUAUUAAUAAACUGAAGAAUGUC
Acanthopagrus latus (yellowfin seabream) is the source of this 3071-nucleotide messenger RNA. Its product is annotated as cysteinyl leukotriene receptor 2-like. Gene Ontology annotation, biological process: G protein-coupled receptor signaling pathway. Bases 851 to 1894 code for a protein of 347 amino acids. Gene Ontology annotation, cellular component: plasma membrane. The record is from RefSeq and is a predicted model, not a curated record. Gene Ontology annotation, molecular function: G protein-coupled receptor activity. The transcript has 5 exons. NCBI's taxonomy places the organism in Eukaryota, Metazoa, Chordata, Actinopteri, Spariformes, Sparidae.